Messenger RNA from Drosophila willistoni, 612 nucleotides. RefSeq names its product proline-rich proteoglycan 2-like. The coding region runs from base 1 to 612 and encodes 203 amino acids. The transcript has 2 exons. NCBI's taxonomy places the organism in Eukaryota, Metazoa, Arthropoda, Insecta, Diptera, Drosophilidae. The record is from RefSeq and is a predicted model, not a curated record.
AUGGAUAGGGCAAGUUCAAGUACCACAGCAACAGCAAUCACAAUUAAUUGGAAUGAUAAUGAAGAUGAUGAUGAAGAUGAUGAUGAGGAUCGAAAUGAUGAAGAGGAUGACGAUGCCAUACGCUUUCGCUGUCCACAAGUUGGACCGCAGGUGGGCCGUGGUGAUCUGCCCACACCACAGCCAAUGCACUUUCAUCAUCCGCAACAGUUGCCACAUCUGCCACAGUUGCAGCCGCAGCCACAGAUACAACAGCAUCAUGCAGCAGCGGCAAUAAAAAGCAAGGGCAAACCAAGAAAUCAAUGUCAACGUCAACGUCAGCCAAAGAGAAAGCAUCAGCAGCAGCAGCAGCAAAGCCGAGUGAAAUCCUUGGAAAAACCACCAGCAUUACCAGCAAGAGCACCGCCAGCAGCUGCACCACCACCACCUCCACCACCACCACCACCACCACUAGCACCACCACUAGCACCACCGGCACCACCGUUGCCACCCUUAGGCAUUGAUGUGCCACCACCGCCCCACGAAGGGGAGCUCCUUCCCAGCACUCCCGAUUCUCCGUCAUUGGUAACUGUCAGUACUUGGUAUACGGUGGCUAAGCAGGGUGUCUCCUGCUAA